AUGCCUGAGAUGUUUCAAGAAAAGCAGAAACGGGCCCGUGUCAAGGGACAAGUCACAAGGAUACACACGUUCCUCGAGUCGAAUCCGAACUGCACGGCGGCGGAAGCUCAGAUAUUAGCAACAGCGACGAAGCUGCAGCGCAUCAUCGAUGAGGGGAAGCAACCAAAGGACAUCGGACAACAACCAGCGGGCACCAGUCAGGUUCCGGAGGACGUCGGACAGGUCAUUCCUGCAGGAAGAAGAAACAAGCCGAAGCUCCCGGAGAUCAAGCUCCCGGAAUUCAACGGAGAGUACACUAAAUGGCUCUUUGUCAAGAACAGCUUUGAGACAACAGUACACAACGACGGAGACCUAUCCGGUCCACAGAAAUAUCAAUAUCUCGUAGGAGUAUUGACAGGCGAAGCACGUAAGGUUAUGGAAGGCUUCAGUAGUGAAAACUAUGAGCAGGCAUGGCAGUUAUUGAAGAACACAUACGACAACGAAAUGAUGAUCAUCGACACACAUUUAGAAGAGCUUUUCAAGUUUCCGGUUAUUGUAAAGGACGAUAAGGCGGAUUCAAUGAGACAAUUAAUAUGGCACAUUCAGACACAUAUGUCAUCCUUAAAGUCGUUACAUCAACCUGUGGACCAUUGGGACACCAUAAUUAUCCACCUGGCCAAAAGAAAGUUGGAAUACACGGAACAACGAGAUUGGCAGAACUGCAUUAAGGAGCGUACGCCUCAAAACAUGCCAAAAUUGGAAGAUUUUGUUAAAUUUAUAACAGAACGCUGUCACACAUUAAGAAUGAUUAAUCAAGCCAAACCAGCGAAGCUCAAACAAUCAGCGAUACCAGACAAGAAGGCGAAGAAGGGAGUAGUCCUGACAUCAACGCCAGCUCAAUGCAAGAUAUGCAGCGGCGAACAUCAAGCAUUUCGAUGCGACGAGUUCAUCAAAUUGUCUUCUGAAGAGCGCAAGAGGGCAUCAGCAAAGGACUGCAAGGCAUCGGCGUGCAGGAAGUGUUCGGGUAGACACAACACAAUGUUACAUAAGGAAGAAACAAAGAAGGCUGAAGGCGACGAAGCUGUAGUAACGCCAGUUGUUACACAUUGCAGUAAUUCACAGAAGACAGUGAAGAAUUGCGGUGGUGGUAAAACGCACACUCAGGUUGUUUUGUCCACUGCUCAGGUAUAUGUUAGAGACGGCAUGGGAAGCAGGAUUAGAUGUCGCGCAUUGUUGGAUCCAGGAUCACAACUAAAUCUGAUGACUACAGACCUUUGGCGGAAGCUGAAAUUACCUUGGACAAAGGAGGACAUACCAAUAAGUGGCAUCAGUCUAGUCCAAACAAACGCGAGCAAGACGACUCAACUCAGGGUGGAGUCUGCAUAUAAUGAUUUCGCCAUGGUAAUGAACUGUCUUAUAUUACCUACGAUCACAGUGCAAAUCCCACAACAGAAGAUUGAACCGAAUGAAAUAUCCCUGCCUAGGGGUAUACAACUUGCGGACCCGGAUUACUGUAAGCCGGGAAAAAUCGAUCUGCUCAUAGGAGCGGGACCCUAUUGGAAACUACUCAUUGGAUCCCCGGAAAAUCAAGUCGACGGCCAGCCUUCCCUACAGGAUUCUAAAUUGGGUUGGAUCCUUGGCGGGGAGCUACGCAAUCGAAGCAACGGUUUAAAUUGCUCAUCAGCGACAUGUCUCACCAUUACGAACGAUCAACUGAGUCAGCAGGUUGAGCGUUUUUGGAAAAUAGAGAACAUCCCCGAAAGUAAGCAUUACACCAAGGAAGAGAGGGAAUGUGAGAAGCAUUUCUCCGAGACUGCACACCGUAUGAAGAACGGUAGGUUCGUAGUGCGGCUGCCAAUGCGUUCGAACCUCCAACUUGGAGAAUCCAGGAAUCAAGCACAACAAAGACUAGAAGCUCUCGAACGAAGAUUGCUACGGGAUUCAGAAUUGGCGAAGGCAUACUACAGCUUUAUGGAGGACUACCAGAGGAGUGGUCAUAUGACUCAAAUUUCCGAAAAGGAAAUAGAACAAGCAAGGGAAGUAUACUACAUUCCUCAUCAUGCAGUCGUCAAACCAGACAGCUUGACUACGAGGUUGCGAGUGGUUUUUGAUGCAUCCGCAAAAACGACAUCCGGUGCAUCACUCAAUGAUAAGCUUCUACCAGGACCGAACCUGCAAAGGGAUAUCUUUAAAAUCUUGCUACGAUUCCGGACGCAUCAAUACGUUAUCACAGCGGACAUCGCUCAAAUGUUCCGACAGAUACUGGUCGACACACGAGAUAGAGCACUACAACUAAUAUUAUGGAAACCAAACCCAAGGGAAGUGGCGAGGAUAUACCAACUAAAUACAGUAACGUACGGUAUGGCAAGCGCGCCGUAUCACGCCAUGCGGUGUCUACAAGAACUGGCAACUCAACAUUAA
Messenger RNA from Vollenhovia emeryi, 2400 nucleotides. RefSeq lists its product as uncharacterized. NCBI's taxonomy places the organism in Eukaryota, Metazoa, Arthropoda, Insecta, Hymenoptera, Formicidae. The transcript has 3 exons. The record is from RefSeq and is a predicted model, not a curated record. The coding region runs from base 1 to 2400 and encodes 799 amino acids.